Malania oleifera is the source of this 2001-nucleotide messenger RNA. RefSeq names its product pantothenate kinase 1. Bases 442 to 1692 code for a protein of 416 amino acids. Gene Ontology annotation, biological process: coenzyme A biosynthetic process. Gene Ontology annotation, molecular function: pantothenate kinase activity; ATP binding. NCBI's taxonomy places the organism in Eukaryota, Viridiplantae, Streptophyta, Magnoliopsida, Santalales, Ximeniaceae. The transcript has 10 exons. The record is from RefSeq and is a predicted model, not a curated record. Gene Ontology annotation, cellular component: nucleus; cytosol.
GGUGUUGGUGUCAUAUAAGGUUUAAGGUUAAUGAUUUUGGCUGCUAGCGUCGUAACUUUGCCUCCAUCACUGAACAACUACCAGUUUACCAAACAGUAAAGCUGCCUCUUCCAUUAUUCAAUUCUGGGUAGCUCGGGAAGUCAAAUCCGAAGCACAAUGACUCUGCAUCUGAUGUAAGCAUCGGAUGCAUCGCAAUCGCAUCUCGUUUUAUCUCUUGCAAAUUCGCGCCCUGGUUGAUGGAAAUUUAAGAGCCCUUUGCAUCCGUUCUUCGCAAGGGGUUGCAUUUGGAAGAAGACCCACUUCUUCUAACGCCGCUAUCUAUAUAUAUGAGAUCGUACGGUUUUACGAAACCAUGUAUUAUGGCUUGAAUCCGUAGUCAAUCCUAUUUCUGAGCAUUAAGACCCAGUCCAAAAUCGGUGAAGGGGAGGCAGGGUGUUUGCGAUGGAGGGGUCCAGCUGUGGGCCUGAGGUCGAUUCUAGAGAGGCUAAGAUUGAAGUGAACUCUGAUGAGAAGAAUUCCGAGAUUGAUUCAGUAUCGCAUCUGGCCCUGGACAUUGGGGGUACUCUCAUCAAGUUGGUGUAUUUUUCAAGGAACAAUAAUUAUUCAUUUGAUGUUAAGGACAAGAGGUUGAUUGACUCCAAUGGGAAUUAUCCUAACAUUAAUGGGAGGCUUCAUUUUGCAAAGUUUGAGACAAGAAAGAUAAACGAGUGCUUAGAGUUUAUUCAUUCCAAUCGGCUUCACCGUGGUGGUCACUGGCAUGACAAGGCUCCUACUAGUUGCAACACUAGUAUUAAGGCCACAGGUGGUGGGGCUUACAUGUUUGCAGAUCUCUUCCAUGAAAAGCUUGGAAUUAGUCUUGACAAGGAAGAUGAAAUGGAAUGUCUUGUGACUGGAGCAAAUUUUCUGCUUAAGGCUGUCCACCACGAAGCUUUCACAUACAUGGAUGGUCGGAAGGAAUUUGUGCAGAUUGACCAUAAUGAUUUGUACCCCUACCUUCUUGUUAAUAUUGGGUCUGGUGUGAGCAUGAUCAAGGUGGAUGGUGACGGCAAGUUUGAGCGUGUUAGUGGAACAAAUGUCGGUGGUGGAACUUUCUGGGGAUUGGGAAGGAUAUUAACAAAGUGCAAGAGUUUUGAUGAGUUGCUGGAAUUGAGUCAUAAUGGAAAUAAUAGAGUGAUAGACAUGCUUGUUGGGGAUAUUUAUGGUGGAAUGGACUAUACCAAGAUUGGUCUCUCAUCAACAACCAUUGCUUCAAGCUUUGGCAAGGCAAUUUCUGGUAAUAAAGAGGUUGAAGAUUACAGACCUGAAGAUUUGUCUAGAUCGCUGUUACGAAUGAUCUCAAAUAAUAUUGGGCAGAUAUCCUAUUUGAAUGCGCUUCGAUUUGGACUUAAGCGGAUAUUUUUUGGAGGAUUUUUCAUCCGUGGCCAUGCUUAUACUAUGGACACAAUCUCCGUUGCAGUUCAUUUCUGGUCUAAAGGCGAGGCUAAAGCAAUGUUUUUGCGGCACGAAGGCUUUCUUGGAGCAUUGGGUGCAUUCAUUAGCUAUGAAAAGCAUGACUCUGAUAUCUUGAUGGAUAAUCAGUUUGCGGUACAAUGCCCAGGUAAUGGGUCCUAUGCAGGUGAUCAAGUUCAAAGCUCACCAGUAGGAGAUUUCAAUUAUGCUGAAAGCAUAGAGUGCAAUGUAUAUGCUGCUUAGCGAUUGUGGUGAUUUCUCCAAAUGGAUUUCUCCACGGAUAAGAGAUUGUAAACAAGACAAUCUGAAGGUGGACUGUCACUGCCAUUUAGGCCACCUAUUCGGCAUGUCUAAUUUAUGCAUAGAUUUAGAAAAUUAGGAUGCAUGUAUUAAUUCUAUUUUGUAUUUUUUUUAUCAUUUAGGGGUUAAUGUGUGGCAAUGUAAAUUAGUUGGUUUAGUCUCAGAGUAUAUAUUUGUAUUUGGGUAGUGCAUGUAGUGGAGAUAGUUAUAAGUGGUGUUUGGUUAUGUUUAAAAUGAGUGGUAUUUUGGAUA